UUUUCAUCUUCGGCCAGCCGGGUAACGCCAAGUUACAGGAGUGUCUUGGAAUUCGAGUCGGAGCAGUAUGGCGACAUAGUGCAAGAAAGCUUUCGGGACAGCUACAAGAAUCUGACCUUCAAGACUGUGGCGAUGCUUCGCUGGGCUAACAUUCACUGUCCCCAAGCUCGCUUUGUUGUCAAGAUUGACGAUGAUUCCUUGCCGAACCUGGCGAACUUAUACAGAGCGAUGCACGGGCAGCUGGAAGAUGCCAUCUACGGGGAGCUCAAACGCGGUUAUGCUCCAGAGCGCAGCCCGACUCACAAGUGGCACAUCCCUUACGAGGAGUACCCUAGAAGCGUUGUCCCGGAUUUUAUCAUGGGAGGCAUGUACGUCAUCGGUGGUCGCGUGGUGGAUCUAUUGUACCGAGUCACCGGUCAAGUCAAGCCCUUUCGAAUGGAAGACAUGUUCUUAACGGGAAUGUGCGCAGAAAGGGCGAAGGUUACCAGGAAGCAUUUAGUUGGCACUUAUAUAGAGAAGUUGUCGUCUCCGUGUGACUACAAGAAGUCCAUUUACGGCCACCACGUGUCUGCCACUGAAAUGAAGGACGCGUGGUAUGCCAUGAAGAGCGUCGAGUACAAAUGCAUUCGCCUGUUUUUCAGUGUUCACUUCUGCCGCUGCAUCUCCAAGUACAACAUGCCAGCACUGGAAGUUGAGACCCCUGUCUUCUAGUGCACGUCAAAUAUCUUGUUAGAGUGUAUACGUCACUAUUUACAAAGUCUGCUCUCUAAGAUCUGCUGAUCAGGAGGAACACUGUAACACAAAGAGGUGUUAGCACUAAUAUAUAUUACAAAAUAGCCUGAAUGAAUUACAGUUAUAUGCAGCAUGUGUACAAAAAUGUAAACCAGCCGUAAUAGCUUAACGGGCUACAGCAUUUCAUGGCUACGCACGCGGGCACGGAUAGCUGAAAUGCGAAUGCGGUCAAGUAAGAUUAUGGCGCCCGGUAAAGAUUCCCAUUUGGCAAAAAGCAUUCCAGUAUACCUCACUACGCCAUGCCAAGCGUAACGCUAGUAUGUUAUAUGUAACGAUGACCUAAAAGGUGUUCUUUAGCUUAUGAAAUCAGAAUAACCUUGUUUAUCUAAUGUGACUUAGCACCAUGAAGAAGAGCAAUGAAAAAAAUUGGGCCUUAUUUUUGUAACCAAUGUAAUAAACGACUAACAAACGAGUGUAACAAGUUAAACUGGUGUGCUUCUUGAAGCCAAGAGACAAUGAAGCCAAUGAUUUUCUGGCUUCAUUGACUGUUGGCUUCAUUGAAUUAUAUCUAACAAAUA
Rhipicephalus microplus (southern cattle tick) is the source of this 1310-nucleotide messenger RNA. RefSeq names its product beta-1,3-galactosyltransferase 5. Gene Ontology annotation, cellular component: Golgi membrane. The record is from RefSeq and is a predicted model, not a curated record. Gene Ontology annotation, biological process: protein O-linked glycosylation. Gene Ontology annotation, molecular function: hexosyltransferase activity. NCBI's taxonomy places the organism in Eukaryota, Metazoa, Arthropoda, Arachnida, Ixodida, Ixodidae.